AUGGCCGUCGCUAAGAUCUUGGCCGCUUCCAACCCCUUUGCGCGCUUGGAGCUCGAGCCGGAAGCUGUAGACGUGGCUGUCGUGCGAAGCCAUUAUAGACGACUGGCGUUGGCAGUGCAUCCGGACAAAUGCAAGGAGCCCAAAGCCAAAGAGGCGUUCCAAGCCCUCAGCGAAGCCUUUGAGCGGCUCUCUUCCGCUGUUGGCCAGGCACAGUCUUUGAGGGAAGCAGGGCUGCAGGCCAAAGCCGCCGCCGCCAAAGCCAAAGUCAGCAGACGACGGGGACAGGAACCGGAGGCUGAAGGCUGUUUUCGGCCCCCGACGGCAGAGGAGCGGAAGGCCCGUUGGUGGGACACGAAGACCUGGGAGGAGUUCGAAGAGCGGCUGCGGCACAGGGAGCGUGCCGAAGCAGCCCUGCGACUCCGCUACUGCAGCGGCUUGCGGCUGCGAUUUUCCACGAAGAAGAUGCGGGAGCAGGUCCGUGCCGCCGAGCGCUCGGUGGAGCAUUUGGAUAGAAACUGCGGCUUGGCGGAGAGUUUUUUGUGGCCGCCGGAGUCUACGCAGGCGGCACGAGACUUGGAGGAGGAGGUGGCCAAAGCGCGGCAGACCGAGCCCUGGCCCGGCGCAGCCAACGAGCUGCUGCCCGACUACAACGAGCGUAGCGAGCUGAAUGACCCUCAGAUGGCCCUCCAGAGGCUCCUGGAGCUGCUCACGCACCUGCGCGCCGUCCACCGCUACUGUUUGUUCUGUGGAUGCACCUACGACUCGCCUGAGGACAUGGAAGAGAAUUGCCCCGGCAUCACUGAGGAGGAGCAUGAGGAAGCCAGCUCUGCCGGACUUAGAAGUUCACAGAAGGCUGCUCCAGCCCCAGCUCAGCCAGAGGACCCCCAACUGGAGGAGGAUCCGCUGGAGGCUUACAUGGCCUCUGUUGACGCCGAGGCAGAGCGACAGAAAGGAAAACGCAAGAGACCUCGCUGA
Molecule: messenger RNA, 975 nt
Organism: Symbiodinium sp. CCMP2592
Lineage: Eukaryota; Dinophyceae; Suessiales; Symbiodiniaceae
Source: the annotation of a GenBank genome assembly